UUUAGCGGCGAAGAAGGACCGACCAGUCCCCGAAAGAAAGCCUGCGGCGAUCCAGUUAAAUUAAUCCAUUCCAUCCUCCUUUUUUUUUUUUUUUUUUUUCUCUCUCUCUCUCUCUCUCUAGACACACGCUUUGUCGCUCUCUCGCCCUCUCGCCCUCUCGCCCGCGCGCGCUCUAAUCUGCGUAACCGGAAACAUCGGACGAGAGAGAAGGAAAAAUAAGGAAGACUUGUCGAGGAGCGAGGGAAAAUAGAGGAGAAAGCGGGCAAUGCUGCGAUCGAUUGGUUGUAGCUCUUCGAUCACGCGCUGCAUAUGGGGGGAGGGGCUCUCGUGGACGAAUUUCGUCGUUGGUUCCAACGUCGUUCUUCCGAUUCUUCUUCUAACAAUAACCAUGAUGAUAUGAUCAAUGACACCGGCAACCGUGUAUUUGUGAGCGAAAAGAUAACAGUUGAACGAGAACAAGGAGAGGAAGAAGCGCAGGAGCUUGAGAUCGUGAGGGAUUUUGAGAUUUCUGGUUUGAAGCAGAUCAAAGUUCCCAAACGAAACGUUAGCAACAGGGUCGCCGCUAUGGAUGCUCAUAAGAAGAGUAUGCUUGACACAGAAUUCUUCACAGAGUAUGGAGAGGCAAGUCGAUACCAAAUUCAAGAGGUCGUUGGCAAAGGAAGCUAUGGUGUUGUAGGCUCUGCAAUUGACACCCACACUAGAGAAAGGGUGGCUAUUAAGAAGAUCAAUGAUGUUUUUGAGCAUGUUUCUGAUGCUACUCGCAUUCUCAGAGAAAUCAAGCUCCUUCGGCUGCUUAGACAUCCAGAUAUUGUAGAAAUAAAGCAUAUAAUGCUUCCUCCAUCUAGAAGAGAAUUUAAAGAUAUUUAUGUUGUUUUUGAGUUGAUGGAAUCUGACCUUCAUCAAGUAAUUAAGGCAAAUGAUGAUCUUACUCCUGAACAUUAUCAGUUUUUCCUAUACCAGCUUCUUAGAGCUCUAAAAUACAUACACACAGCAAAUGUGUUCCAUCGAGAUUUAAAACCAAAAAACAUUCUCGCUAAUGCAGACUGCAAACUGAAGAUUUGUGAUUUUGGGCUUGCUCGUGUGUCAUUUAAUGAUGCCCCAUCAGCUAUUUUCUGGACUGAUUAUGUGGCAACCCGUUGGUAUCGUGCUCCUGAACUAUGCGGUUCUUUUUUCUCCAAAUACACCCCUGCAAUUGAUAUUUGGAGUAUAGGAUGCAUAUUUGCAGAAAUGCUCACAGGGAAGCCUCUGUUUCCUGGAAAGAAUGUGGUGCAUCAAUUGGAUCUCAUGACUGACUUGCUUGGCACUCCUUCUGCUGAAUCCAUUUCCAGGAUUCGGAAUGAAAAGGCUAGAAGAUAUUUAAGUAGCAUGCGGAAAAAACCACCAGUUCCUUUCUCACAAAAGUUCCGUGAUGCAGAUCCAUUGGCUCUUCGUCUACUUGAACGUCUGCUCGCAUUUGAUCCUAAAGAUCGUCCAACUGCUGAAGAGGCAUUAGCUGAUCCAUAUUUCAAUGGUUUAGCAAAUGUGGACCGUGAACCAUCAUCAACACAACCCAUUUCCAAACUUGAGUUUGAGUUUGAAAGGAGGAAAUUGACAAAAGAUGAUGUGAGAGAGUUGAUUUAUAGGGAGAUUUUAGAGUAUCAUCCUCAAAUGCUGCAAGAGUAUCUUCGUGGUGGAGACCAGACUGGUUUCAUGUACCCAAGUGGAGUUGAUCGGUUUAAGCGACAAUUUGCACAUCUUGAGGAGCAUCCUGGUAAAAGUGAAAGAGGAACUCCACUUUUAAGGCAGCAUAACUCCUUGCCAAGAGAACGGGUUAAUAUUCCAAAGGAUGAUGAUGCUGACCAAAAUAACAAUUAUGAAAUGCGAACAGAAGAUUCUGUUCUCCGUACAACCCUUGACAGCCCCCCACGUGAUGCAAAUGAGGAUGCACCAGCUAUGCAAAAUGGCCCCAGUAAACCAAACUACAGUGCCCGUAGUCUGUUAAAGAGUGCUAGUAUCAGUGCCUCCAAGUGCAUUGGUGUAAAAGGAAGAAUAGAUACUGAGGAGGAAUCAAUUGGCAAAAAUGAUGACGGGGUUGAUGGUUUAUCAAACAAGGUUGCAACACUCAAUGCCUGAUCUAUACCUUUGGUCAGAUCAAUUGAGUGGGAUGACUAUAUUUUUCCUGGCCUACAUGCUUCAUCUCAUUUUGUACACUAAUGCAUCCCUCUCUACAAUCUGCAUCCAAGCCGAUCGCAAUGUUUCAGACAGAUGCUAGCUGUGCGAUGUCACUAGAAUUCUUUCAUCAGUUAUGCCUGGUUUUAUUAUUGCUAUUCUAUUUCAUUCUUUUCUGCACAAAUUUUAUUGCCUGGUAGCAACAACAAAGAACUACAGUUCUUCCAGUGCUGAUUAGAAAGUACUUAGGGCUUGGACUUGGAUACACUUGUGGCUCCAUUGUCCAACUUUCCAUACUUCAGUAUCCAUGCCAUUGUAUAAUCUUUCUUCCUUUUUCCCCUUAAAUCUGUUGAAUGGGCAUUUUCUUUCUUUUUUUGGGGCAAGCCUCCAAAUGAACCUAGAAUGAAUCAAAUGAUUAAAUUCAAUGAUCGAAGUUUCGGUAGCAA
Messenger RNA from Nelumbo nucifera (sacred lotus), 2594 nucleotides. It is a transcript of the gene MPK17, whose product is annotated as MAP kinase 17. Gene Ontology annotation, biological process: protein phosphorylation. NCBI's taxonomy places the organism in Eukaryota, Viridiplantae, Streptophyta, Magnoliopsida, Proteales, Nelumbonaceae. The record is from RefSeq and is a predicted model, not a curated record. Gene Ontology annotation, molecular function: MAP kinase activity; ATP binding.